GGUAGCAAUUGAAGCAUCUUGCACCAGGUGCAGCGUGCGUUCUGGAGGUCGUCGCUGUGUGCGCCCCAGCGCUCAAUCCGCUCGCCACCAUGCGCGCAAGUGCCAUUGCACUGCCUCAUUCCUGUUUUUUCGGCUUCGAAGCGUCAUCUCCUUCCUCCCGUCGCCUAUAAAUCCAGAAUGACGUCUUCGGCUACACUCCGUCACAUUUCUCCGCUCAAAGUGCGCUCGCUGCCCUCCCGGGAGGCUGCAUCUAGCUCCAAGACCAUGCAGGCGCCCACUGCAAUCCCGCUCCACCUGAAACUCGCUGUGGGCGGUAUGGCAGGAGCUGUCGGAAUGGUCGCCACCUUCCCCAUGGACAUCGUCAAGACGCAUCUGCAGGGCCAAACACGCACGGGUGGACGCAUGGCGUUCUCCGGACCUGUGCAAUGCUUCAAGCACAUUGUGGCCACCGACGGACUGCGCGGUUUGUACCGUGGUCUGCCCCCUACACUCAUGGGAGUUCUCCCCGAAAAGGCCAUCAAACUUGCAGUCAACGAGCAGCUCCGAGAAUACUUCGCCGACGCUGACGGUAACCUGUCACUGACCAAGCAAGCGCUGGCUGGUGCCGGUGCUGGUUGUGCGCAAUCCAUCAUCACUAACCCGGUUGAGAUCGUCAAGAUCCGCUUGCAAAUGCAGACGUCGCUGCCAGUUGCAGAACGACAAACGGCGUUGGAGAUCGCAAGGAGUUUAGGAAUCCGCGGCGUGUACAAGGGAGCAGGCGUGUGCUUCAUGCGCGAUGUUCCGUACGCUAUCCUCUUCUUCCCGUCCUACGCUACGCUUCGUGACGCCUGGGCAGACAAGGCCACGGGUAAGAACUCGGUGCUGUCUAUUGUGACGGCUGGAGCUGUGGCCGGCGCUGGCGCUGCUGCGAUCUGCACACCAGCUGACGUGAUCAAGACACGACUCCAGAUGAAGGGAUCUCCAUACACUGGCAUGGUCGACUGUGUCCGGAAAAUCGUGUCUGCCAACGGCCCCAUGGCGCUUAUGAAGGGCGCAGGGCCGCGUAUGAUGGUGCAGGCGCCGCUGUUUGGCAUCACCCUCGUGGCGUUCGAGCUGCAGAAGAAGUACAUGGAGUCUCUGGCGACUCGGAAUUAGGUUAGAGUUAACUUAGAGCGGAUUUAACGGGAGUCGCAUCUCUAUUUCAUAGAACUUCGCCAACUCUCUGGGCCCUG
Molecule: messenger RNA, 1211 nt
Organism: Phytophthora nicotianae INRA-310
Lineage: Eukaryota; Oomycota; Peronosporomycetes; Peronosporales; Peronosporaceae
Exons: 2
Coding region: 178-1134 (318 amino acids)
Biological process (GO): transmembrane transport
Molecular function (GO): transmembrane transporter activity
Source: RefSeq, a predicted model, not a curated record